Leishmania braziliensis MHOM/BR/75/M2904 is the source of this 1758-nucleotide messenger RNA. RefSeq lists its product as hypothetical. Gene Ontology annotation, biological process: rRNA methylation. The coding region runs from base 1 to 1758 and encodes 585 amino acids. Gene Ontology annotation, molecular function: RNA methyltransferase activity; RNA binding. NCBI's taxonomy places the organism in Eukaryota, Euglenozoa, Kinetoplastea, Trypanosomatida, Trypanosomatidae. The transcript has a single exon. The record is from RefSeq and is a predicted model, not a curated record.
AUGACUGUGCGGACCUCAGCAGCUGUGCUGCGGUGUACGCGGCCGCUGCUGGUGUACAAUAGGUCCGGUGGCUACCGCUGGAGUCCCAUCCCGAAGUCACCUCCCCCGCACUACGAUCGGCUCUACGGUGUCCACUCGGUACUAAACACGCUGCGGGUGGCGGCGCAGCGGCGGCAGCAGCAAAACAUCAACCCACACCGAGAGGCGGCGGACACACUAGGCUCCACCUCUGCAGCUAAAACUACGCCCUCCGUUGCUCUUCAUGAUGUCCAUCAGUCGUCUACAGUGGCAGUGCCUGCGCCGCCACUUCACCCGCAUCGCGCACAUCUUGCCUGUCUUUACGUUCGUGAUUUCAGCAUGGAGGAGGGUGGGGGGCGCGCAGUGAAGCUCGGCGAUGACAAUGCCGACGACGACGCUGGAGAUGAUGGGGUGAGCAGCACCAACCCUUUGUCCCUGCCGGACAAGCCGAGUCACCGCCCGGAGCGAGAACGUCGCGCUUGCAGGAAGAAGGUCAUUCCUCCUCGCUACACGGCGGUGCGCUGCAUCACGACCUUGGCGAAGUCGUUGAAGGUUCCUGUGCGGUUCGUGCCACGCGCGGAGCUCGUGCAGCUCUGCGGGGAGCGGCGAAACCAAAACAUCGUUCUCGAGGCGUCAUCGUACAAGCCGCAGCCUAUCCGGCACCUGGGCGAGAUCUGGGGGGCAGAGGGCGGGGCGUCAACGACCACAGGCGUUGCCUCCACUACCACAGCGGUUGAGUCCAGCGCACACGGCGUGCGCAGCCUCGAGGGUGCCGCUGGCCUCGUCACCGUGCUCUUCCUCGAGCGCAUCAUCGACCCCACCAACGUCGGGGGCAUCCUUCGCACGGCAUUUUUCUUUGGAGUCGAUCACGUGGUGCUGAGCCGCCAGUGUGCGACUUGCACGGCAGCCGUCUCGCGCACAAGUACAGGUUUUCUGGAGCAUCUAUGCGUCUAUCGCGCCUCCACAUCCUCCGCCGCCUUCCUUCGGGCCUCGCAGGAAGUCUGGGCUUUGAGAGGGUCGUCCUCGGCGUCCGUCACCGCUGUCAGUGGGCUAGAAAUUAUUGCAAGUGCGGUGGUGUCGUACCCAACGGCGCAGCGACGCGGCGCGAGUGAGGGCGCGCCGGUGUUGCCGUCUGUUGCCUCCAGUGAUUCGGCACCGUCCGAGGUGAGCGUCGAGAACGGCAACGACAACACACGCGCCUGCGCCCAGCAACCUCAUCCGUGUCUCCCUGCUGUGCGUGUGUUGCUGCUUGGCAACGAGGAUGCCGGCUUGCCGCCCGAUCUCCUACAGUGGUGCACGCACGUGGCGCACGUCCGCUCUCCACGGCACGCGCGUCUGCGUCACACGCGCACCAGCACGCAGGGUGGGUGGCACAGGGAGGGGCCAGAGGCGUGGGACGCCGAUGUCGAAGUGGAGGUGACCGACACGCAGCUCUCCACCACCUCCUGUGACAGCGCCGCCGUUGCAUCCGCAGCUUCAGCUGAGGGGUUCGAUAAGCACCAACACAACCUGCGCCGCUUGGCACGCCUACGCGGUAAAGAGGUGUCACUGAACGUCAACACCGCCACGGCAGCGCUGCUGUCCGCCUUGUGCGGGGUGGAGAGGCCGCUGGGGAAUGGUGGCAGUCAGGUGGGGUUGGUCGACGUGCAGCCGCUAUGCUCACCGUGGACUCCCCUUCCCCCUCUCUGCCCCUCUCCCCUCACCAGUCACCAGAGUAACUCCCGAGUAGCGCCGCUCUAA